Messenger RNA from Staurois parvus, 248 nucleotides. Lineage: Eukaryota; Metazoa; Chordata; Amphibia; Anura; Ranidae. The record is from the annotation of a GenBank genome assembly.
CAAGGCAAACGCCUUGUCUGCCUCGUGGUACAUACGCCUCUGGGGCGAACUGAUCAUUUGGAAACUCAGGCACUGCCCGAGGGCCCGGGGUCAGUAGGGGGCCCCAUGAGAUGCCCCUGGUACCUUUUUCAUAGGCUUUUUUGAGUUUGGGCAAGGACAUAGGGGCCCCAUGAUCCCCUAUUGCCCGGGAGCCCCAUGAGUUGUCAGUCCACCCCUGCCUGGUACCUUCUUCAUAGGCUUUUUUGAGU